Molecule: messenger RNA, 353 nt
Organism: Meloidogyne enterolobii
Lineage: Eukaryota; Metazoa; Nematoda; Chromadorea; Rhabditida; Meloidogynidae
Source: the annotation of a GenBank genome assembly
UUUCUAUUUAUAUUUUAAACAUGGUCUGCCCUCCAUUUAUUGAACGUGCACCCUCAAUUAUUAAUAAACCAGAUGGAUCUGUUCUUUUUGAAUGUAUUUGUAAUGCUAAUCCAGAACCAACAAUUAAAUGGUUAUUUAAAGACCAAGAAUUGGUGCCUGGAGAAAGAUAUUUAAUUAAGACAAAGAAACAAGUUGGAAAAUAUGCGUGUACAAUGGUUAUAAAGAAUCCUGGCCAACAAGACCAAGGAAUUUACAGAGUUGUGGCUACGAAUCCACAAGGCACACAUUCUGUUCAACAAAAUUAUGUAAUGAAAUGUACAGCUAAUGAAGUGUUCAAAACACAAAUGGAUUAA